AUGCUGCUGAGCGGAACGGCGCGUCACGCAUUGAAGUCGGGUGUCCGCGGGGCUUCUACCGCCAGUCGGCAGAACAUCGUUCUCAUCGAUGCGGUCCGAACGCCGUUUGUCGUUUCUGGAACGGUCUUCAAGGAUCUGAUGGCUGUCGAUCUCCAGAAAGAAGCUAUCAAAGGUGCCAUAGAAUUCCGUGGCUUUAGAAAAGGUUUUUAUUUUCAGCUUUGGUAGCAAAGACUCAAAUUCCGUACAACAAGAUCGACCACAUCAUCUGCGGAACCGUCAUUCAGGAGUGCAAAACUAGCAACAUCGCUCGUGAAGCUGCACUGAUGGCCGGUGUCCCAGACAAGGUCUGAAAGUUUCUCCUCUUGUCUUCGCUCUAGACGUGUUACUAAGGUUUCUAUUUCGAUAGUUUCUUGAUUGAAAUUAGCUUAGCCCAAAUCAAAAUGUAUAUGAUAGGUUUAGUAUUUCAGCAGCUCAUGUGCUUAAAACAGAGCUCUUCCGGCUCUCAAGAACAUAUUUUCCGUUCGAAGUUUGAUAUUUCAGAUCCCAGCUCACACAGUGACGCUAGCUUGUAUUUCCUCGAAUGUGGCUAUAACUACGGGUAUGGGAAUGAUCGCGACCGGAAACGCCGACGCGAUCAUCGCCGGAGGCGUCGAACUUCUUUCAGACGUUCCUAUUCGCUACAACAGAAAGGUUCUUUUUUCUUCUUUUCCUAAUUGUUUUUUAUUUUUGUAUCCAGGCAAGAAAAGCUAUGCUCGGUCUGCAAAAAGCUAAGGACGUUGGCUCGAAGGUCAAGAUUGGUUGGUUAAUUUAUUUUAUUUUUGAAGUUGGUCCUCGCCUAUCUUAAAACUACUUUCGACUAUUUUCUUUGAAACGUUUUUUUUGUUUUUUUUAUAGAAAAUUUUGAGGCCCUAUGAAAAGAGGAUAAAGGGACAUUUUCUAGGCACGGAAAUCGUGAAGAACCUUUUGGCGCCAGAACUUCCCGCGGUCGCCGAAUUCUCAACGGGUGAAACUAUGGGCCACAGCGGCGAUCGUUUGGCCGCCGCUUUCAACGUCUCCAGAAAGUGAGGAGUUUUUUUUUGUUUGAAUUUUUAAUUGGAAAAAAAUUUGAAAGUUAGAGGUCGUGAAGGAAAUUCAAAAAAGCGUGUGGCGUUAAUGUAAUUGAUAAAAAUCCACUAUAUUGCGCCGUUGAAGAUGGAAAAAGAAGUCAAGUUAUUCUUGUAUCAACAUUCCAAAAUUAUUUGAUUUCAGGGAACAAGACGAGUUCGCCAUCCGGUCACACACUCUGGCCCGAGACGCCGCCGCUGCAGGAAAAUUCACCGAUGUCGUUCCAGUUUUCUUGGGUGGCAAAAAACCUGUCACGAUCAAGGUACGUCAAUCUGUUCUACAUCAAAAGUUUGAAAGUGGAAGUUUUGUUUUCCCACGUUUCCUAAUGAGUUAUUUUAAUAAAUCUUCGAAAUUUUAAGGACCAUGAAAAUUGGCUCAUAUGGCACUGAAUCAAUUAUUGCUUCGAAUUUCUUCUUUUUUUUCUUUUUUUAGAUUUUGACUGAAUUCUUUAAAGUUAGAUUUCAGUACUUUCAUGAUUUGUUUUUUAAUUCCUCGGUUGGCUUAUUCAAAGCGUCAAAAAAUUUCCUGCUCCGUAAGCUGAAAUCUGAGCUGUUCCUUUUUCCAAAGAAAUCAUCAAUGAUAAUUUAUGAAAUUUAAGUAUUAAUCUUAUUGUUAUAUUGUUUGAAUUAAAAAUUGAUUUGAAGGAAGAUAAUGGAAUCCGCGUUUCCACGUAUGAAAAGCUCUCAGGAUUGAAGCCUGCCUUCGUGAAACCCCACGGAACUGUCACUGCAGGUUUUUUUUUGGAAAUUUAAUUCUCAUUCUUCAAUUUACUGGAGAAGAUAGAAAAAAAAACUCGAACUGCCGCAGAUCUGUGUUUUGAAGAAAACAAAAUUUUGAAUUUCAUGUUGUGAGCUUUUUCAUUUUCAACUUCAAAGUUUAAGAUUUUAACCUUUAUUUCAAAUUUUAAAUUACUUUCAAUCAACCGUCAGUAAAAGUAUUAUCUAAGGAGUAUAUUACGAAAAGUGGAAGUUUGAUUAGAUUUCAACAAUGAGAAUUCCUUUUUUUAUUGCGAAAAUAAUACGGAAAAAAGUCGAUAAUUUCACAUUCAAACUGUAGAAUCACGCGAAUUCGAAUUCAUUUAAAUUUGUUCCUUCUUUUCUCUUUGAUGAAUAAGUAAUCAAUGAGUCUCAGGAAACGCGUCUUACCUGACAGACGGCGCCUCGGCUUGCCUCAUCGCAACAGAAGAAUUCGCUCUGGCCAACGGAUACAAGCCGAAGGCUUACCUGCGGGACUUCAUGUAUGUUGCUCAGGUAUAUCUGCUCAAAUAUUCCCACUUGAUAUUCAAAAUUCCUUUCAGGAUCCGAAAGAUGAGUUGCUUCUCUCCCCAGCUUACGUCAUUCCCAAGCUCCUUGACAAGGUUCCAACUUUUCUUUUUGAAAAUUCAUUCUUCUUUCAACUUCCAGGCUGGUUUGAAACUCAAAGACAUCGAUGUUUUUGAAAUUCACGAGGCUUUUGCCGGCCAGGUUCUCGCCAAUCUCAACGCCUUGGAUAGCGACUACUUCUGCAAGGUUUUGUUAUUCAAAACUUCAUAUAUUCACCAAAAAGUUUUGAAAAAAAACUUGUUUAUUUUUUUAAGUUUUAUUUUUUUGACUUAUUUCAAACGUUGAGGUAUUCUUUAAAAAGGAAAACUAUUUUUCAUAAACUUUGAAUUCUAUCAUUAUUCUGUUAACUUCAAUCAUAAUACUACUGUCGUGGGACUGAAUGAUUUUUACGGCUUGGAAUGAAACACGUGGAUAUAUUGAAAAAGCUCAUCUUAUUUGUAAUUUCUCUGUAAGUUUCUUGAAAGUUCUUUAUAAAAAGUGAAAAAUCAAUAGCUUUGCGAAGAUAAUAAACCCUUUUUUUCACAGUUUUUAAUUCCAGGAAAAAAUGGGUCGUUCGGGUAAAUUUGGCCGCGUGCCAAUAGACAAGCUGAACCUUUGGGGCGGCUCUUUGUCGAUCGGACAUCCUUUUGGAGCCACCGGAGUCCGACUCGCCGCUCAUUCUGCUCACCGCCUCCAGGUCUAUUUCUAUUAUAUUCUUAUCGAGAAAAUAAAAUUAAUUUCAGGAGGAAAAGGGCAAAUACGCUUUGAUAGCCGCGUGUGCUGCCGGCGGCCACGGCGUUGGAAUGCUCAUCGAGGCCUACGGGAAAUGA
Caenorhabditis auriculariae is the source of this 3235-nucleotide messenger RNA. Lineage: Eukaryota; Metazoa; Nematoda; Chromadorea; Rhabditida; Rhabditidae. The record is from the annotation of a GenBank genome assembly.